Cloeon dipterum is the source of this 2103-nucleotide messenger RNA. Its product is annotated as beta-galactosidase-1-like protein 2. The record is from RefSeq and is a predicted model, not a curated record. The transcript has 12 exons. NCBI's taxonomy places the organism in Eukaryota, Metazoa, Arthropoda, Insecta, Ephemeroptera, Baetidae. Gene Ontology annotation, molecular function: beta-galactosidase activity. Gene Ontology annotation, cellular component: vacuole. Bases 71 to 2056 code for a protein of 661 amino acids. Gene Ontology annotation, biological process: carbohydrate metabolic process.
UCGGCUUUUUCAACAGAGGAAAGAAACUAGUCCAUUUUAGUGCUGUCCUGCUCUGUGGAAGAACGUCAAAAUGGGCAGAUUGUCAAUGACGUUAGGAUCGAUCCUUUUGGUUAUGGCUCUAGCGAGCAGCCAAGAUUUGCCAACCGUUUACGAGUACUACACAGAGGGCGGAAUUACGUCAGGCCUGGAAACUGGGUUAAACCAAUUCAGACUCAAUGGCAAGGACAUUACCCUGUACUCAGGCUCGAUCCACUACUACAGGGUGGUGCCUGAGUACUGGCGCGAUCGGCUGAAGAGAAUGCGCGCCGCCGGACUCAAUGCGAUCGAAACAUACGUGCCCUGGAAUUUGCACGAGCCAAAAAUGGGAGUUUUCGAUUUCGGCCAGGGUGGAAAUGAUUUUUCUCGCCUCCUUGACAUUCGCCAGUUCCUGCAAAUCGCACAGGAAGAAGAUCUCCUGGUCAUUUUGCGGCCUGGACCGUACAUUUGCGCCGAGUGGGAAUUCGGCGGACUGCCAAGCUGGCUUCUUCGAUAUCCUGACAUUAAAGUUCGAUCAUCUGAUCCGAUUUUCGUGGGCCACGUACGCCAAUAUCUAGACCAAUUGAUGGCACAGGUCGUCGACCUCCAGUUUACCAGUGGUGGACCGAUUAUCGCUGUUCAGAUUGAAAACGAAUACGGAGCUUUUGGCGAGCCUACAGAAAUCAAAGACAGGGUCUACCUGGGUGCUAUCAGAGAUGCAUACGUCGAAAAUGGCAUUCGGGAACUGCUUUUCACCUGCGACACUCCCGCCAAUUCGUCAGACACUGGCGCACUGCCAGGCUACCUUCAAAUGGCCAAUUUCAACACUGACCCUGAAAUCCAAUUUGAGCUGCUGAAAGAACUGCAGCCCGGCAUGCCCCUUAUGUCCAUGGAAUACUGGACCGGUUGGUUUGACCAUUGGUUCGAAUCGCAGCACAACUUUGGAAACACUCCAGAAAAUUUUGCAAGAUACUUGCAGACCAUCUUCAAUUAUAAUGCCUCUGUCAAUUUCUACAUGUUCCACGGCGGAUCGGCGUUUGGCUUCAUGAAUGGCGCGAACGUUUUUGACUUUUUCCCCAACUACGCUGCCGACGUUUCCAGUUACGAUUAUGGGGCUCCUUUAAGUGAGGCUGGAGACUACACGGAAAAAUACACCAGGGCCCAAGAGCUGAUUGCGCUGGACAAUAAAGUGCAAACCCUGACGCCCACGCCACCCGCGCAAAACCCGAAAACAGCCUAUCCAGCGGUUCCAAUGCAAGAAUUCAUCACCUACGAUCAGAUUAUUCAACAAAUCCCACCUGAACUUGUGACCCAAAUCGGCUCAGUGACCAACAUGGAGGCCCUCGAUAUCAAUGACGGCAACGGCCAGGCUUACGGCCUCAUCGUCUACAGGUCGCAAAUCGACUUGUCGACAACCGCCCAGCUGCAGAUCACCGGCCGAAUCAGGGACGUUGCCAUGGUCGUUGUGGACGGCGAGCAGAAAACCAAGCGGCCGGCAAGCCAACUGGCUCUUUUGGGAUUCGGCUAUUGGACCCAGGAGAACUCUACCUUUUCAUUGGAGGGUGCAGCUGCUGGUACGAACACGCUGGACGUGAUCGUAGAAAAUUGGGGCAGAAACAACUUUGGCCAACCGAGUGAUUUUGACCAGCGAAAGGGACUAUACGGAGAGCUCGCCGUCGAUGGAGUUGCAUUGAAUGACAUUACGGCUAUUCCUCUUGAAUUUAAGUCCUCCUGGGUCCAAGGACUGACUGGUUGGCAAACCCUGGUGGGUGGGGAAGCCCUUUCGGGUCCCCUGCUCCUCAGGACAACUUUCAGCAUCACAGGGGCGCCAACAGACACGUUCCUGGACAUGAGCGCCUGGAGCAAGGGCAGCAUUUUCGUGAACGGCUUCCAUCUGGGCCGGUUCUUCCACCUCGGGCCCCUGCGCACCAACUACAUUCCCGCACCGUUGCUCAAGGAAGGGCUCAACGAGAUUAUCGUGUUCGAGCACUACCUGCCAGCAGAUCAGCUCCAGUUCACUGACACCCCUAUCCUCGAGUGAAAACACCACAUGUAGAAAAAUUGAAAUAAAAUUCAGUGAUAAUUAAA